This is a messenger RNA of Aethina tumida (small hive beetle), 1322 nucleotides long. RefSeq names its product MOB kinase activator-like 3 (gene Mob3). The transcript is spliced from 4 exons. Gene Ontology annotation, molecular function: protein kinase activator activity. The coding region runs from base 86 to 742 and encodes 218 amino acids. The record is from RefSeq and is a predicted model, not a curated record. Gene Ontology annotation, cellular component: cytoplasm; nucleus. Gene Ontology annotation, biological process: positive regulation of protein phosphorylation; signal transduction. Lineage: Eukaryota; Metazoa; Arthropoda; Insecta; Coleoptera; Nitidulidae.
UACGCUCACACAAAUACGUCAGUUAUCCCUGGCAUUUGAUAACCUAGAAUUUCGAAUUGUUUACAAUAGAAUAUUUAUAGAUGUGAUGGCUUUGAACGGGUUCCUCGAGUUCUUCCAAAAGGAGAAGACGUUCCGACCGAAAAAACGGUUCACCAAAGGCACGAUACGGUACAGUUUGCACAAACAGGCGCAGGCCAGCCUGAACUCCGGCAUUAACCUGAGGUCCGCCGUUAAAUUGCCCGAAGGGGAGGAUUUGAAUGAUUGGAUAGCUGUGCAUGUUGUGGACUUUUUCAACCGGAUAAACUUGAUUUAUGGCACCAUUUCGGAGUACUGCACCCCGCAGACGUGCCCCACAAUGUCAGGUGGUCCCAGGUUUGAGUACUUGUGGGCUGAUGGUGAUAAAUAUAAAAAGCCCACCCCAUUGCCGGCCAGGGAGUACAUCAGCAACCUGAUGGACUGGAUAGAAUUGCAGAUCAACAAUCAGGCACUGUUUCCUUGCACCUCGGACAUGCCUUUCCCAAAGAACUUCUCUAGUCAUUGCAGUAAAAUCCUUGCAAGGCUUCACAGGGUUUUCGUCCAUGUUUACAUACACCACUUCCAAAACAUUGUCACAAUUGCUGCAGAGGCACAUGUCAACACCUGCUACAAACACUUCUAUUAUUUCGUAACGGAAUUCGACUUGGUGAGCAGGAAAGAGCUGGAACCGUUGUCAGAAAUGGCAUCCAGAAUAUGUAAAGACUAACGUCUUGUCCACCACUAAUAAUCCUAAUCAAUUAACAAUAAUAGCUAGACUGAUUUUUAAUCUAAGCAACAAUUUUGAAUAGACUUCCCGUCAAUUGGUGAACAAGUACAAAGUACUUAAGGGUUUUAGAUGUUUUACGUUUGCUGCUGUUUAUUUAAUUGCGGUUUUUGCUGUUCUAAUCAAAAUUGCUUGUCACCUAAACCAGUUUUAUAACAUUUUUAUUACGUAUUGUCAACUUCUAUAUACUAGAUUAUAUAUUAAGAUUGCACAAAUUGAUUUAAAUUAUAUAUUUCAUAUACUUUAUGAAAUAUUUUAAUGGAUAUAUUUAUUUACUCUAAUAUAUAUUUACAAUUAUAUCUGUUAAUUUAAUGCUCAUUGUAUUGUGUUUGUAUUUUGUUAUAGUAAUUUGUUCUCUAAAGUAUUGUUCCCACUAUUCUGAUGUGACAAAAGGGUUGUUUUAAAUUUAUAUUGUAGGUUUAUUAUGCCAAAUAAUGAUUGUAUUUGCAAUUUUCUGUUGUACACUAAUUAUGCAAUUUGUUUUGUUUAGUUACCUGAUUCACAAUAAAAUAAAAUAAUACAA